Messenger RNA from Oncorhynchus masou masou (cherry salmon), 652 nucleotides. Its product is annotated as lens fiber membrane intrinsic protein-like. Bases 1 to 522 code for a protein of 173 amino acids. Gene Ontology annotation, cellular component: plasma membrane. Gene Ontology annotation, molecular function: structural constituent of eye lens. The transcript has 4 exons. The record is from RefSeq and is a predicted model, not a curated record. NCBI's taxonomy places the organism in Eukaryota, Metazoa, Chordata, Actinopteri, Salmoniformes, Salmonidae.
AUGUACAGCUUCAUGGGCGGAGGGCUGUUCUGUGCAGGCGUGGGGAACAUCCUCCUGAUUGUUUCUACGGCAACCGAUUAUUGGAUGCAGUACCGGCACUCCAACAACUACAUGCAUCAGGGCCUGUGGCGGUACUGCAUGCCGGGGAAAUGCUUUACACACAAUGACAGCAUUGCCCACUUGGAUGCCACCCGAGCACUUAUGAUUCUCUCUCUUCUGGCCUGUUUCAUUGGCAUCAUUAUCGGCAUCAUGGCCUUCAUCCACUCCUCGUUCUUCAACAGGUUUGACAAAACCUUUGCUGCAGGCAUAUUGUUCUUCAUCUCAUGCUUUUUCGUGUUGCUAGCAAUGGCAGUGUACACUGGCGUGACAAUUAAUUACUAUGGUAAACGCUAUGGCAACUGGAGGUUCUCCUGGUCCUUCAUCAUUGGCUGGGUGUCAGUGGUGCUAAACUUCUUUUCAGGUAUAUUCUAUAUGUGUGCCUAUCGGAUGCACGAAUGCCCCAGAAACUCAAACUCUCACUAGAAGACUUCCGAAAUUAUAAUUAAUGUCUUAUAUUGAGAGCUUGUGGCUGUUCCUCGAAUUUGAGAGUCAAGAUGGAUCGAUCCACUAUUUACUUUUGGAACAUGGAUUCUAGUAUUUUAAGUGAUCUGAA